Messenger RNA from Zophobas morio, 411 nucleotides. RefSeq names its product histone H3-like. NCBI's taxonomy places the organism in Eukaryota, Metazoa, Arthropoda, Insecta, Coleoptera, Tenebrionidae. Bases 1 to 411 code for a protein of 136 amino acids. The record is from RefSeq and is a predicted model, not a curated record. Gene Ontology annotation, molecular function: protein heterodimerization activity; structural constituent of chromatin; DNA binding. Gene Ontology annotation, cellular component: nucleosome. The transcript has a single exon.
AUGGCCCGAACUAAGCAAACCGCGAGGAAGUCUACGGGCGGAAAGGCUCCAAGGAAACACUUAGCUACUAAGGCUGCCAGGAAGUCAGCUCCUGCCACUGGUGGAGUUAAAAAGCCUCACAGGUACCGCCCAGGGACCGUUGCUCUACGAGAAAUUAGGCGCUUUCAAAAGUCAACGGAAUUACUCGUCCGCAAACUCCCUUUUCAAAGGCUGGUGAGGGAGAUUGCUCAAGACUUUAAGACAGACCUUAGGUUCCAAAGCACUGCCGUCUCGGCCCUUCAAGAGGCCACUGAAGCUUAUCUUGUGGGUCUUUUUGAGGACACCAACCUAUGCUCUAUUCACGCCAAACGGGUGACUAUAAUGCCGAAGGAUAUUCAACUAGCAAGGAGGAUACGAGGAGAACGAUCAUGA